Molecule: messenger RNA, 2097 nt
Organism: Sycon ciliatum
Lineage: Eukaryota; Metazoa; Porifera; Calcarea; Leucosolenida; Sycettidae
Exons: 8
Coding region: 204-1391 (395 amino acids)
Biological process (GO): aminoglycoside antibiotic catabolic process
Molecular function (GO): aminoglycoside N-acetyltransferase activity
Source: RefSeq, a predicted model, not a curated record
UCCAGUGCAGUUGUCGAGUCGAUCGUGGACAUACAUGGUGCAGUCGCUCAUGAUUGUGCUGAUUUGUAGAAUGAUAUUGCAUUGUUGGAGGUCAAGUUUCGUGCACCAUGUCCACAGUGACUCUUUCCUUCCUUCAUAACACAUUUUCUUGAAGUAGAAAUUACUAGUAUUCUCUAUGUUCAUUGUCGUAGCACGGGCAAACUAUGGACCCUAAUAUGAUGAAUAUCCACAAUCUCGAGUCCCCUGAAAAGCUAGAAGGGUGGUUAGACUUUCUGGAAGCAGCUUUCAAAGAGAAGGGUACGCCACGACACUAUUUUGAAGCUCAUGUCAAGAAUGAUCCUGAGUUUGAUCCUUCACAAGUGUGGGUUGUUGAGAAGGAUGGCAGCAUUUUGAGCACACUGCGCCUGUUCAGUAGACGGAUUUACGUCGAUGGAGAUGAAGUAACAAUGUUUGGUGUGGGUGAAGUGUCCACAAGACCGGAUGCAAGAGGUCAGGGAUUGGCUAGCAAGCUCCUGUCCCAUGUCGUAUCGGUCCUUCAAGAUAACAAGCAAUAUGCCAUUGGCUGCCUUCACUCCAGCCGCAAGCAUCUACAGGAAUUCUAUGGCCGUCGCGGUUGGCAAUCUGUGCCUGUUGAGUAUGCUGACCUGAGUGCUACAGUAGAUUCAAGACAACUCGCACAAACGCAGCCAUCACCACUGCUUGUUGUCCAUGAAGUCGACUGGAAGAAUUUGGAUCAUGUGCGUGCCAUGUCAAGCCUCUAUGAGUGCAGAAUGUCUUGCUGCAAUGGUCCAGUAGUGCGGAGAGCAAGCACACUGCAUGACCUGGCAUACUGGCAAAACUGGAUCGGGCUGACUGAUGGAGUUUGUGGAUUCCUGGCUAUGUCAUCAGACAGGCAACAGGCAUUGGCGUACUGCCUCAUCAAAACAACAACUGCUCCUGUGUGUGAUUCGCCACGUCGCAUUGAUUUGGCAGAGUUGUGUUAUGCACGAUCACAUGCGGCGUCUCGCGAUGGUCCAGUGCCAGGUGAUGCGGCAAGCGGCUUGGCAACAGUGGCGGCUACUGAAUGCUUGAGAAACUGCUUUCUCUCCUGCACCAGCACAGACUUACAGGCCACCCAGCAACACACGGCAGAGGUGGUGAUAUCUAUGCCGAAAACACUAUUCGAUGACGCAGUGUUUUCUGCGGCCCUAUCUAGUCUUGGGCUGGUGAGAGCCGAGAUGGCUUCGCGCAUGGACAAUGGCUUUAUGUUUAUCUUGCUUGACCAGUCUGCUCUCUCCGGCAGCGCCCAGCAAAGAGUAACCAGCGCAGGCAGAGAAGAGGAAAGCAGUCAGUCACCUGCGAUGUCAAAACUGUUGGCUCCUCUCGUCUUCUCUCGGCUGGACCUCUUUUAGCUUGGUGCUGAAAGCUCAGCUUAAAAUGUGCUCUGCUGCGCCGAGUAGAGUCCCCCCCCCCCCCCCUUCCUUCAGGGUACAUGACAUGUACUCUUUCAUCAUACACAAAGUCACUUUAAAUGAAGAUCACAGUCAGAGUGCUGUCUCUAGCCCCGGUUGAUAUUUUAUUACUUCGAAUUACAUCUGCAGACGUUACCGCUAUGAUCCCAUAACAAGACAAGUUGACAUCAGUAUUCAUUUCGUCACUUUCGUAUUCAACCAGCGAAUAUGUCACAAAUGAAACUGAAUCAAAGCAAUUUCAAAAUUAGCCAGCUAUUAAAUAUAAAAAAACAAGAAGAAGACCUGUUGCUAGUAUGCUUGCCUGGUACGGUAUUUCGUUGGAAUUUGGAAUAUUUCAUUCUGCACAAUCUUUUGCACUGCAGCCUUCCACCGUAAUUGAAUUUCAUGAAAUAUACAAUGUACAUCUUUCCUCUAUCUUUCCCUCAAACCAAUGAAUAUACAAUGUAUCUUCAUCAUCAAUUUAAUACUUUUGACGUAGUUAUAAUUAUUAUAAUAUCAGCUGUCACGAAAAUCUGUGAGUGUUCUUUUGGCAUGGUCUGCCAUGAACCUUUCAUAAUAAGUAUCUUGAUUUCAAGUUUUUUUCAAGUUCUGCAAGUUUCAUGGUGAUAUCAUGUGGUGCACAUAGUGGAAACCAUAUGAUGGUAGA